Molecule: messenger RNA, 564 nt
Organism: Argentina anserina (silverweed cinquefoil)
Lineage: Eukaryota; Viridiplantae; Streptophyta; Magnoliopsida; Rosales; Rosaceae
Product: signaling peptide TAXIMIN 1-like
Exons: 3
Coding region: 190-426 (78 amino acids)
Source: RefSeq, a predicted model, not a curated record
GCAAGCGACUUAUAAGCAUCCAGAAAUCACUGCAAACUCAGCCAGUUGUUCACGGAGUUUCAGACGCAUCAAGGCAGUCAGAUUGGAUCAGCUUUACAAGCAGAAUUGGAGAUCGCUUCCUCUUCAUUUGUGUUACAGUAAUCAAGCAGAAAACCAAAGAAGAAUCAAACUUCGCAACAAGAAGAAGCUAUGAGCUGCUGUUGUGGUGAGGAUUGCCGGCCUAUAGGGUUUCUACUCGGCCUGCCCUUUGCCUUCGUUGCUCUCCUCCUCUCCAUAAUCGGCGUGUUCAUCUGGAUUGUCGGGUUGGCGUUGACUUGCAUAUGUCCAUGCUGCUUAUGCGCGACGAUCAUUGUUGAGCUUGCUCUGUCGUUGAUCAAGGCUCCAUUUUCGAUCAUGAAGUGGUUCACAUCCAAGAUUCCCUGCUAGAGUAGCGUUUUGUUAUAGUCUCACAGUUUUGUUCAUUGCUUGAGCUCCUCUUGUUCCAAAACUUAUUCAGUAAAUUCAUUGAUGUAUGUUGUAUAUGAAAUUUGUGUUCUAAUUAGUUCUAUAUGAAGCUAGACCAAG